CCCCAAACACUUUUCUCUCUCUCUCUCUCUCUCUUUCUCUCUGCUUUCUUCAUUUGCUCCUUUCUUCUUCCGGCCAUUCAGGACCGUCAAGUCUUGUUUUUUACUCCGGCAAGCAUAGUUUUCAGACAGUCUCAUCUCUGAGAGUUCCAUUUCCGACGUCCUUCUUAUUUUGUUUUCUCGUUACACCUUCUUCAAGUUUUCAGUUUUCCUUUUAUCAAUCCCGAAAAGUCUCCGGUUUGCUGGAAAUUUUCCGGGAGGUGGAAGGUUAUAGAUUGUUCCUGAUUUCAUAGGCAAAAAUCGUUUGUGGGUGUCUAACUGGAGCAGAUAUGAACCGAAUCAGUUUCUGGGAUCUAUAGAAACGGCCGGAGAACAGAGUUGAGCUGAUUCCAACUCCAGAUUCGCAAAUUUAACGUUUUUCGGGUUGCUUUUCCUUUUCUGCGUCGAGUUUUUGGUUUUCCUCCGGCGAGAUCUUAAUCCGCGAAGCUAUGGCCUCAUCUCCGUUGACUGCGAAUGUUCAGGGCAACAAAGCUCCUUCGAGGAAUAGAGUUGAAGAAACUGCCGACAAGCAGAUACAAUUCAGUGAACAAGUCUUUGAGGGAAAUGACUAUGCACCCAAGGUACGGAAACCAUACACGAUAACAAAAGAAAGAGAGAGAUGGACAGAUGAAGAGCACAAGAAGUUUGUGGAAGCCUUGAAACUAUACGGACGAGCAUGGAGACGAAUCGAAGAACAUGUGGGAACAAAGACUGCUGUUCAGAUUCGAAGCCAUGCUCAGAAGUUUUUCUCUAAGGUUGCUAGAGAAGCAACUGGUGGUAAUGGGAGCUCGCUGGAGCCGAUUGUGAUUCCGCCUCCUCGUCCCAAGAGAAAACCAAUGCAUCCUUACCCACGCAAGUUUGGGAACGAGGCAGAUCAGACAAGUAGAUCGGUUUCUCCCUCAGAACGAGACAACCGAUCUCCAACCUCUGUGUUGUCCACUGUUGGAUCAGAAGCCUUGGGUUCGUCUGAUUCACAUUCACCCGAUCGAAGCUUGUCUCCGGUUUCUUCUGCAUCACCUCCAUCUGCUCUUACAACUACUGCAGAUGCACCUGAAGAGCUUGAGACUCUGAAGCUGGAGUUGUUUCCAAGAGAGAGACACUUAAACAGAGAGAGCUUGAUCAAGGAACCAGCAAAGCAAAGCCUUAAACUCUUUGGGAAGACAGUUUUGGUAUCUGAUUCAGGCGUGUCCUCUUCUCUAGUAACUUCAGCAACUUACUGUCAAUCCCCAAUUCAGCCAUUACCACGGAAACUCCCAUUGAUAAUAAACCCGAAAGAAGAACUCUUGAGUUGUUGGAUACAAGUCCCUCCUAAGCAAGAAGAAGAAGUCGAGAAUAGAUGUUUGGAUUCUGGCAAGGCUCUUCAAAAUGAAGGAUCAUCGACUGGAUCAAACACUGGCUCGGUGGAUGAUACAGGAAACACGGACAAGAACUCAGAACCGGGAACAACGGUAUGUCAUUGGGAGUUUAAACCUAGCGAGAGGUCUGCAUUUUCUGAGCUCAGAAGAACAAAUUCUGAUUCAAAUUCAAGAGGAUUUGGUCCGUACAAGAAGAGAAAGAUAGUCAUAGAAGAAGAAGAACAAGAACAACAGGAGAUUCGCCUGUACUUAUAAUAUACAUUUUCUCAGGUUCCUGAUAAAAGUCCAUAAAUUUACUAUUCAUUCGACUUCUAAAUGUUCAUCAAAGUGUUCCUUUUGUUGUUGUUUUCUUCGAGCUGUUUGUUGUUUAGGUUAGGCUCCUACAAAAUUUGUAACUGUAGAACUCUCUCUUGUACAACAAUUCUUUCUAAAAUUAAUCUAGUGAUUAUGAGAUCUUUGUUGAAAAAA
Messenger RNA from Thlaspi arvense, 1859 nucleotides. NCBI's taxonomy places the organism in Eukaryota, Viridiplantae, Streptophyta, Magnoliopsida, Brassicales, Brassicaceae. The record is from the annotation of a GenBank genome assembly.